AUGUCAGGUCCGGAUGACUCUGCCGCAGCUCCUCCUCCUCAAGGAUGCUGCUGCGCCUGUGCCUCUGUGCUGUGGAAGAUAGUGAAGGUCAUUUUACAUGUAGCGACUCUGCUCACCGUAUUCGUUCUGAUCCUUCCUGGUAUUGCUCAAGGCUUCGGUGCACGGAUCGCUCUUCAAUCAGUGUCCUACGCUGUCCUUGCUUGCCUAUACAUUGGCACCUCGUCUGAUCGGGCAGAGAAGAUCAUUUGCGGCGUGUUUCUUGGGGUCCUUGCUGCCGUGAUCGUCGCGGCAGCUCCCAGCGCGAAGGGCAAGAGAGCUCCCGUAACUGUCAUGUUCGCCUGCAACCUCGUGGCUCUGCUCGUGUACUGCACCUGGAAGAUUUGUAAACUGGUGCAGGCUUGUCUCCGGCGCCUCCGUGUUCGUGGCAAAGCUCCGGCUGCUGAUCCGGAGGCGCCACUCGUGAAGGCGCAGCUGCAGAAACCGGAAGCGGCCUGCACUGCUCCCGAGCGGCAGACCACGUUCCACAUCGAUGACCUGCCGCGGAAGUUCUCGUACGACGAGAUCCGCGCCGUGACCAGGGACUUUGGGACAGUGGUGGGGCGCGGCGGCUCCGCCGAGGUCUUCCGGGGCCUCCUCGACGACGGCACGGCGGUCGCCGUCAAGCGGAUCACCAGCUACAAGCCCGUCGGCGAGGAAGACUUCCUGAGGGAGAUCUCCAUCGUGGCGAACGUGCACCAGCGCAGCCUGGUGCGCCUCCUGGGGUACUGCCUCCUGCAAGGGGGGCAGUACCUGGUCUACCCGUUCUUGGAGAACGGGUCGCUGGACUGGUGGCUGUUCCACGGCGAGGAGCGCCGGCGCCUCCUGCCGUGGCCGGCACGGCGCCGCAUCGCCGUCGACGUCGCCAGGGCGCUCGCGUACCUCCACCACGAGUGCCGCCGGCAGAUCCUGCACCUGGACAUCAAGCCGGCCAACAUCCUCCUCGACGGCGGCUUCCGGGCGCACGUGUCGGACUUCGGCAUCUCCAUGUCCAUCGCCCAGGACCUGACCAGCGUCGACACCCGCGGGAGGGGAACGCCCGGGUACAUGGCGCCGGAGAUAUGGUUCAGCUCGCUGUCCACCAAGUCCGACGUGUACAGCUACGGCAUGACGCUCCUCGAGCUCGUCGGCGGGCGCAGGGGCUACCAGACCAGCAGGGACUCGUCGUCUGAGACGCCGGACUUGUUGGCGCGCGUCGUGCGGGAGAAGAUGGCGCGAGGCGAGCUCAAGGACGUGGUGGACGCGGCCAUGGCGGCCGUGGACGAGGGGGAGGUGGAGGCGGUGGUGAAGGUGGGGCUCUGCUGCGUCCAGCACCAGCGGGAGCUGAGGCCCAGCAUGGCAACGGUUGUGGACAUGCUGGAAGGGCGUGUCGCCGCCGAUCUGCCGCCGGAGAGCCGUGCGUCGCCCAUCGUGAAUUUUACGGUGCCUCUUUCCGCGCCAGUCACGCCCAACGGUGGCACUGACAAAAAUAAUGUUUCUUCAUUUCAGUACUAG
Molecule: messenger RNA, 1530 nt
Organism: Panicum virgatum (switchgrass)
Lineage: Eukaryota; Viridiplantae; Streptophyta; Magnoliopsida; Poales; Poaceae
Product: probable receptor-like protein kinase At5g20050
Exons: 1
Coding region: 1-1530 (509 amino acids)
Biological process (GO): protein phosphorylation
Molecular function (GO): protein kinase activity; ATP binding
Source: RefSeq, a predicted model, not a curated record